Molecule: messenger RNA, 1359 nt
Organism: Acyrthosiphon pisum (pea aphid)
Lineage: Eukaryota; Metazoa; Arthropoda; Insecta; Hemiptera; Aphididae
Product: transcription initiation factor TFIID subunit 9-like
Exons: 5
Coding region: 185-658 (157 amino acids)
Biological process (GO): RNA polymerase II preinitiation complex assembly; DNA-templated transcription initiation
Cellular component (GO): SAGA complex; transcription factor TFIID complex
Molecular function (GO): protein heterodimerization activity; RNA polymerase II general transcription initiation factor activity; transcription coactivator activity
Source: RefSeq, a predicted model, not a curated record
UUAGACCACACUGUAAAGACGUAGUACCGAGACGAGAUAAGACGGAUAUUACAUUAAUUUCUGUAAUCAGUGCGUACUUUAAAAAAGUAAAGAGUUUAAUAUCAUUGUUUGUUAAUCUUUGAUACAACUUUUUGUUGUUAUAAUCUUAUUAUUAAUUCAAAUCAUUACAAUUCGAUUUGAUAAAAUGGAGUCUACAGAAGGAAAAAAUAAUAUGCCCAAAGACAGUCAAAUCAUCGUGUCAAUGAUGGAGGAUCUAGGAAUUGUUGAAUAUGAUCAACAAGUCUUAAAUCAUUUUUUGGAGUUUAACUACAGAUACACUACUCAAUUAUUGGAAGACGCUAAGGCAUUGUCAAACUCGGCGGAAAAGAAGAAUGUUGAUGCUGACGAUGUGAAACUAGCAAUUCAAAUGGCGCAAGGCGGAGUGUUUCCUGGACCUCCUCCGCGCAAAGUAUUAACGACAGCAGCCAUCGAAAUAAAUAAAAUGCCAUUACCCCCACAAAGGCAUGCCAGUCAACUGCGAAUUUCACACGAUAGUCCAAAUUCCGUAAAGACAAAAUACAGGCUUAGAUAUGAAUCGCCUGUAUGUUCUGGAGAAAAUAUGCCCAAGGAUAAUAAAACAACAGCUGCAGAAAUGUUAGCGGAGUCUAGAAGAUUAUAAAACGAACAUAAACCCUUGCCGCAAUCCAGUCAAAAUAAAAAUAUCACCGGAGGCUGAAUUUCAUGAAAAUUUCAUCCAGAUUUUCAACGAUUUAAUCUUUAAAUAUCGUCAAAGCAGUCAUGGAAGCACUCGAGAAAAUAAUAAAGAUGAAAUUAUGGAUGCUUAGACUUAUAAAAACCAUUCAUAUUCUGAUACUGAAUUCAAUGAUACUGUCGAAAAUGAUAAAUAAUUGUAUUAUAUAACAUUAAAAUAUUAUUAUCUAUGUUUUAUGUAUUUAUAUCAUAAUCAAUACAUACAUUUAGUUCUAAUUAACGAUAUACUUAUUAUUUUUUAUGAUUUUACAAUUAUAAAGAAUAAACCUAAAGUAUCUAAUACUAUUUUUAGUUCUUAAGUAUUCAUAAUACAUUUAACUUUUUAUAAUAAUUACACAAUUAAUAAUGUUUAGUUAAGUUAAAUGUGUAAACAUGUAGUUAAAAUAUUAUUACUUCACUAUUAUUAGUGUUUUUAUCAAAUGUAAACAAGAAAACUACAAUUAAUAAGUUUCAAGUACCUAUAUUCUAGUUCUGGUUCAUAAAUGCAUUUGAAGAUAUCUCUUGAAUAAUUUGUAAAUCUAUAGGGCAGUACCUAUAUCAUGAAUAACCAUUUUCAUGAUUUCAUCAGUACCUACAUAUUUUGAAAAGUAGAGCAAGAGUUUUUAUAUU